ACUCCAAUUAGUCAGCAACCGCCAUCUUGGUUUUGGUGGUGUGCUCGUGUGACAAAAGGCUUUUUAAGAGGAAAAAAAAGUUCCCUAAGUUGAGGGAACGCUUACAGAAGAAGAAAAAUGUCUAUUAUGGAAUACAAUGGCGCUGCCAUCAUAGCGAUGGUUGGUAAAGAUUGCGUCGCCAUUGCGGCGGAUCGUCGCUUGGGAAUUCAAGCACAGACGUUGUCUUGCGACUUUCAGAAAGUCUUUCAGAUGGGAGAUAAGCUGUUUCUCGGUCUUCCCGGCUUGGCGACAGACGUGCAAACCGUUUCAAACCGGCUAACGUUUCGCAAGAAUUUGUACGAGCUGCGAGAAAGCCGUCAAAUCAAGCCUAAAACUUUCAUGAGUAUGGUGUCAAACUUGCUCUACGAAAGAAGGUUCGGGCCAUAUUUCGUGGAGCCCGUGAUUGCGGGUUUAGACCCGAAGACCAACGAGCCUUACAUCGCGGCUUUAGACCUGAUCGGGUGUCCGAUGGAGACGAAAGAUUUCGUGGUGAGCGGCACUUGCUCGGAGCAAAUGUACGGAAUGUGCGAAUCCCUGUGGGAACCAGAUCUGGAGCCUGAUGACCUGUUUGAGACCAUCUCACAGGCGCUGAUGAAUGCUGUGGAUCGUGAUGCUGUCAGUGGCUGGGGUGGUAUAGUGCAUGUGAUAGAGAAAGAUAAAAUAACGACACGGACACUGAAAGCAAGGAUGGACUAGACUGUUUCUGAAAUAGCUGAACAAUGCUGACUGUGCUAAAUUAACAUACAUUGGAUCCCGAUUUCUCAAACCCUCAGUUUUUCAAACGUCCCGAUAACUUGACCAAAAAUGUGUUUCCCCUGCUCAGUCAAACACUAUAAUGUCCCCCCCCCCCUGAUUUCUUGAACUAUUAGAUUUUUCAAACCAAUUUUCGCUUCCCUUGGAGGUUUGAAAGAUUGGGAUUCCACUGUACUGUCUUGUGAAGAUAAGUAUUCAAAUGCCUUUUACUUUCAGAUGGCUCAGAAUUUGCAACCUUGACAGGUGAAGACUAAGUGUGUUAAUUUCCAUGAACCUUUAACAUCAUGCAAAAUUUUUGAAAAUCAUAAGUAGAAGGCAUUAGGGUAAUUUGACAAGAACCUUAGCUAUUGCGUGAAAACCCUCUGUAGUCCCCAAGUCGUUCCCCAAGUUGAUAACUGUCCAUAAUGCAUUGACUAAGAACUUUUUGACAAGACUAAUAAAUAGUCCCCAGUGUGUUGUUUAUUGGA
Messenger RNA from Orbicella faveolata, 1259 nucleotides. RefSeq names its product proteasome subunit beta type-3-like. Lineage: Eukaryota; Metazoa; Cnidaria; Anthozoa; Scleractinia; Merulinidae. Gene Ontology annotation, cellular component: cytoplasm; proteasome core complex; proteasome core complex, beta-subunit complex. The record is from RefSeq and is a predicted model, not a curated record. Gene Ontology annotation, biological process: proteasome-mediated ubiquitin-dependent protein catabolic process.